Molecule: messenger RNA, 1038 nt
Organism: Salvelinus sp. IW2-2015
Lineage: Eukaryota; Metazoa; Chordata; Actinopteri; Salmoniformes; Salmonidae
Source: RefSeq, a predicted model, not a curated record
UCCUCGCUUUCGGAGUGCUUAUAUAGGCUAGGUGACGGCCAUACCUCUCUCUCUCCCCGACGCUGAUGCAAUGGCACAAGGUAGCAGAUUGUCAAACUGCGGGCGAGUAGCCGCGGAGGGGACAUAAACCCAAUAAUCGGUGCCACAGGGCCAACUACCAGUGCGGCUCCAGAACAGCAAUCUGACACGGGCAUACAUGCGCACUGCAGUUUAUAGUCAAUUCGAGUCUCCUCCGUAGGAGCCACACGCAGCAGUGACUAUUCCGACCUCAGCCUUCUCCAGGUCCUGUUUCCGUCGCAGCCUUUUCCACCCGAUUUUGGACCAAAACAUUGCCGCUGCGUCAGACUCUAACUUCGUCAGGCCCCAUCGCUCGGAUCCAGCGGAAGCCUGGUGUGUCAAGUGAAGGAGCCAGGCCAAACACAUGAAGUAAGACAGGAGGAAGCUAGAGGAAGAGGUGACACGUACAGACGAGGGGGGACCAGCAGGGGGCUAGGAGUGGAGCGGAAGGCGACACAGUCACGAGCGAGCAAGAGGUGGAGCCCCUAGCAGGACAGAGCUGGAACAACAGCAAGGGGCGUCGGUCAUGCUCUAGCACACGGAGAGGAGGCUGAACCAGAGAUACACUGCCCCAAAAACAUCCCUCCCACUGCCCCUGCACUGCGGUGCCAGUGAGGAUGCCCAGGCGGCUAUUGUGACGGGUCGCGACGGUGUGUGUAGGUGGGCAGGCUGAGCUACGAUGCGGCCCUGGGCGGGCUCCUGGCGCUGGGUUACCCUGGUACUGCUGGCGUGGGGCACGCUGCUAUUCUACAUCGGGGGCCACCUGGUGAGAGACAGUGAGCACCCAGAGAGAUCCAGCAGAGAGCUAUCCAAGAUCCUUGCCAAGCUGGAGCGCCUCAAGCAGCAGAACGAGGACCUGCGACGCAUGGCUGAGUCCCUCAGGAUACCUGAGGGCCAGGUAGAAGAGGGGAGGGCCUGGCUGUGGGGAGACUACGCUCCCUGGAGGACCAGCUGACCAGAGCCAAGCAGAAGAUACACAGC